UAAAUGGAUCCUGAAGAUGAUUAAGAAAUCAUUGAUUCUAUUGUUAAUGGUAAAUAUAUUUUAUAUUAGCUAAGCUCUGGAAAGUGAUGAAGAAAGAUCUUUUUCACCUUCUCAAACAAGAUCAGAUUCAAAUAGAACUUAUUCUCCAUAAAUUAAGAGAUAGUAAUAGACCUAGUAUUCAAUACUAUUAUAAAUUAGAUAUACGAUUAAAAAAAUUUAAAGUCCUAUUAUUGGCUUCAAAUUAGAUUGUUGGGCAAUUUAACCAUUCAGUCUUGAUGAUGACUAAUAUUUAGAUGGAGAUUUAGUAUAUAAUAAUUUAUUAUAUAGGUUCUCAAAUGUAAAGAUUAAACAAAUAGUAGAAAAAUAUAAGGUUUAUUUGAAAAAGGAAAUGAUGAACAAAGAGAUUUUAUAUUUUAAAAAUUAUUACCAGGAAUUGUAACACUUGCAAAUGAUAUUUUUGGAAACUAUGUUGUUUAAAGAAUCUUAGAAUAAGGUAAUCAACAACAAAAGGAAUUAAUUUUUGAACAUCUAUCAUAGUAAAUAUUAGUUUUAAGUUAUAAUACAUAUGGAUGUAGAGUGGCUUAAAAAUUAUUAGAGAUUUCUUACAACACUUAGAAAUUUGAAUAAAUAUUUAAAGUAAUCUCAACCUAAGUAAGAAAUUUGGUUAUUGAUACUAAUGGUAAUCAUGUUAUUUAGAAAAUUGCUGAAUUACUUAAAUCCUAAAAGAGUGAUUGGCUUAUAGAAGGUGUUUUGGGAUAGAUUCAAAAAUUAUCUAAUGAUUCUCAUGGAUGUAGAUUAAUAUAAUAAAUAUUGGAAAUAUCUUCUAUUUCAUAAGUAAUCAUAUAGAUUAAUAAAGUUGAAUGAUAUUUAUAAGGAAUUAUUAUCUAUAUAAGAGGAAUUAUGUUUAUCAUAAUAUGGGAAUUAUAUUAUUUAAAUAUUGUUAUUAAGAGGGCCUAUUGAUGUGAUUUAUAAAAUUUAAAAUGGUAUUAUUAAGAAUUUAGAGAAAUUAAGUUGUGAUAAAUUUGGAAGGUAUUCAAUAAUAUUAAAAUAGUAAUGUGGUUGAUAAAAGUGUAAAUAUAUCAAUUUAUAUGAGAAAAGAAAUUUUAAAAGUAUUCAUUCAUAAUAUGAAUAUCUUUUAUAAAUUAUCUAAUAAUUGUUAUGGUAAUUAUGUAAUAUAAAAUUUCUGUAAGUAACUUGAAUAUAAUUAAUUAUUAAAAUUAUCAUAUGAUUCAAGUUAAUUUAAUACUCAAUUUGGUUAACAUGUUUAUUAAACCUUAUAAAAAUUGAAAAAUUGA
Paramecium pentaurelia is the source of this 1295-nucleotide messenger RNA. The record is from the annotation of a GenBank genome assembly. Lineage: Eukaryota; Ciliophora; Oligohymenophorea; Peniculida; Parameciidae.